Molecule: messenger RNA, 767 nt
Organism: Prorocentrum cordatum
Lineage: Eukaryota; Dinophyceae; Prorocentrales; Prorocentraceae
Source: the annotation of a GenBank genome assembly
CUGCUCUACGACGCGCGCAUCUGGGUCCUGGCGCCGCGGGCCGACAUCACCAAUCGGGCGAGGGCAGUCGCUUUCUUCGCGAUCAGCUCCGCGGGCGGUUCAACGUACUACUACAGAGCGAAGCCUCGCGCUAAGUGCUCGUUCCGUGUCUUCCUCGGCCUCGAGUCCGGGGCCGCGGGGGAGAUGUGCGACAGCGGCAAGGCUUGCAUGCGAUGCCCAUGCUCUGCUAGAAUUGCGGAGGAGAGCGGCGCGUUCGCCAGCGAGGAGGCCGGGCGCCGCCUGUUGUUGGUGGCGCAUCUAUUAUACUUCGACAGCGGCCGCUUCGAGGCGCCGGAGAUCGGCCUGGGCGACCUGUUCGCGCCCUUCGUCGUCGAGGGCGCCAGGUUCACGCUCGGGGGGGGGGGCUCGUCCAGGGCGGGCGCGGCCGGCGAUGGCCCAGGGGCGGGCUUCGAGCAGGCCGAGUGGCAUGGGCGAGCGGGGCGUGCGUGGCGAGCGCGUCCGAGGGCCACGGGGUCGAACGACUUCAGGCGCGAGGUCAUGGAGAGAGCGAAUCGGAAUAGAGUAACCGCUUCGCGCAGUCAACGCCUGCUGGAUGCUGAGCCCGAGGAGUCGGUCGAGAGCGUGCUGCAGAUCGCCGCCCAGGCAGGCGGCGCCCCCCGUGCGGCUCUGAGCGAGGCCAGGGCUUUGCAGCCCUCGCUCAACUCCAGGCGCCGAGCAAGGUCCCGAGCCGACGAGGACGCGCUGAACCAGUUUGAUGUUGAGGAUAC